AUGGACAAGAGAAAUGUAGAUGUGUAUGCCUGUUUGUCGAUGGACGCUUCCAUCAGGACGGUUGAACUCAAUCGCGACUUGAUCGAGAUUAUAAAGAACAAGUCUGACUCGUUAUAUCUCAAGGCCUCAAACACAGAAGGGGAGACUGUGUUGUGUUCUUCCUCCAAAACAUAUCAGUUGAGAAAUAAGAAGCAUUCUAACACUGUCUUGCUCAGUAAAUCUCAAUGCAGAGUAUUCGACAGCAGCCAGUUGAAGAAGUUGAUUGGGUUUUCCAAACUAACCUCAGAUUUUGAAUGUGUUCCUAAAACCAAUACAAUCGAUGUUUCAAAUUUACCAAUUUAUCAUGAUUCAUUGACCUUUCUCUCGAAUAGUGGUAAGGGCCAGGUUCCCACCAAUUACAUAUCUUUAGAUCAACUAAUUGAUAACACCCCAUUGUCUAUCAAUGAGUUUAAUUUACUUUGGGCUGAGCUUGGUGGUUGUGAAAUUAAUGGGAUAGCUUGCUUAUUAUCAAAUGAGGUUGUGCAUAAGACGUUGACACUUUUAAUAACGUCGAUUAUUGCCAAUGAUUUGGAAUUCAAUAAUUUAGAUUUGAUGCAUUGUGUGGAUUCGGUUGGUAAUGCAACUGACUAUCCGAUUAAUAUUGUACGAUCGAUUUUAAUGAAGUUUUGUACAAAUGAUUGCAUUAACAGUCAGGAUGAUAAAUUUAAAUUGGAUGAAACCAAAAUAGCCAGAUGGUAUGGUAUGAAAGCAUUGGAGUUGUACGCUAAAAAACCGAUUUUAAUUGAUGAUUUUUUGAUUAAAUGGAAAUCUAUUUUUCCCAAGUUUUAUUCAGUUCCAAUUAGUAUGAAGUUACUACAUGGGAAUUUUGGAAGACCAUAUUCGAACAAUUUUCAAAAUUAUAAUAAAAUUCAGUUUUUUCCUAAAAAUUUACUAUCAAACAAGAUUGAUGAGCGGUUUAGACAGUUAUUUAAAUUUCAAAAUCAAUGGGCAAUCGAAGAGUUUAUUCCAUUUGUCAUUGAUUUGAAUAAAAAUCAAAAAUUGAAAAUAGAUAAGUUUAUAAUGAAAUAUGCGAAGAGGAAAAUGAUUAACAAUAAUAAAGAAGUUGUAAUUACAUCUAAAUGAUAUAUUUUCAAAUAUAUAAUUAUAUAUUAAAAAAAACAAAAA
This is a messenger RNA of Ascoidea rubescens DSM 1968, 1164 nucleotides long. RefSeq names its product Dcc1p (gene DCC1). The transcript has a single exon. Lineage: Eukaryota; Fungi; Ascomycota; Saccharomycetes; Ascoideales; Ascoideaceae. Bases 1 to 1122 code for a protein of 373 amino acids. The record is from RefSeq and is a predicted model, not a curated record. Gene Ontology annotation, cellular component: nucleus; chromatin; Ctf18 RFC-like complex. Gene Ontology annotation, biological process: mitotic sister chromatid cohesion; maintenance of mitotic sister chromatid cohesion.